Molecule: messenger RNA, 1311 nt
Organism: Leptopilina boulardi
Lineage: Eukaryota; Metazoa; Arthropoda; Insecta; Hymenoptera; Figitidae
Product: ribonuclease Oy-like
Exons: 3
Coding region: 157-915 (252 amino acids)
Biological process (GO): RNA catabolic process
Cellular component (GO): extracellular region
Molecular function (GO): ribonuclease T2 activity; RNA binding
Source: RefSeq, a predicted model, not a curated record
AAAGGAGGGGAUUAUAGUUAUUGGAAAAUUUUAUUUUCCUUUCUGUCAGUUCAGAUCAGUGUAAACUGUGAAAGCGUUUACUUUCUUAUUUUUCAAACAAUUUAAAAGUUGUUUUAUUUUUAUUAAAAAAAAAAAUAAAUAAAUAAAGACAAAGAAAUGAAUUUAUCACACUUUUGGAGUUUUAUCAUUUUCCACAUUUUAAUUAUUCAUUUUUCAAGUGGAAAUAAUCAAACUCAUAACAACACACUAUUGAAUCCAUCAUUGUUGGACAACCAUUUUGAUGUAAUUAUUUUUUCUCAAAAUUGGCCACAAUCAGUUUGCUUUUUAUGGAAAAAAAAAUCACCACAACACACAUGCAGAUUACCCACAAAUAAUGAAUGGACAAUACAUGGAAUUUGGCCAUCACAAUUUAAUAAAAUUUUACCCGCAUAUUGUAAUAAAACUAUCAAUUUCGAUUUAUCAGUAUUGGCAAAUAUUCAGAAUGAAUUAAAAUUGAAAUGGACAGACAUUCAAUCUGCCAUGAGACCAGGUACAUUUUGGAAACACGAAUGGGAUAGACAUGGUACAUGUGCGGUAAUUCUUGAAAAAAUGAAUACACAAGAAAAAUAUUUUCAAAUGGGCCUCAAUUUAUUCAAUAAAUAUGAUAUGAAAAAUAUUCUCGCCAAAGUCAAUAUUGUACCUGGCAAUAGUUAUCCAUUGAACAUGAUUUUAGAUGGGAUUAAAAAAAUUUUGAAUAUUAACGCGCAAGUUACAUGCGCUGAAAAUACGAAAACGAACGAUAUUUUAGAAAUAAAAAUAUGUUUCGAUAAACAAUUAAAAUUGACAAAUUGCGAUGGAAUUUAUAAUUUUCCAACUAACUGUGAUUAUACACAAAAUGUCAACUAUCCCGAAAAUGUACCUCACGAGGUCUUGUAAAUUUAACAAAAAAAUUUUCAUUUAGAAAAUUAAUUAUAUUUAUAUAAUUAAUUUUUUCUUUUUGAUAAAAAUUUAUAAUUUUUUUUUUUAAUUUUAAGAAAGGAAAAAAAAUUAUUUCCCAUAAAUUAUCAUUAUUUUUUUUUUUUCUUGCAAAUUAUAUAAUUUUUGCCUAAAAAUGUUUAAUUAGAAACUGAAAGAGAAUAAAAUAUGAGAAAAUUGUAUAUGAAUAGAUGAAAGGGGAAAAAAAAUUAAUUUCAAUAAUUGAAUUAGACAGUAAGAAAGUGAAAGAUAUAUAAUAUAAAUUUUUUUGUUUAUAUAUCCACAUGUAAUGCUUAAUACAAAUUGUAAAUCAGUAUUUUUAACUUUGCAAAUAAAAAGAAAAACAAUAUUGGUCGA